Molecule: messenger RNA, 6377 nt
Organism: Seriola aureovittata
Lineage: Eukaryota; Metazoa; Chordata; Actinopteri; Carangiformes; Carangidae
Gene: c23h4orf54
Product: chromosome 23 C4orf54 homolog
Exons: 2
Coding region: 1330-5967 (1545 amino acids)
Source: RefSeq, a predicted model, not a curated record
UGUGCGGUUGCUGAGUUGUUGUCACUUGGCUGUUUAUCUGCCUUUAGCUGCGUCGUCCCCUCCUGUGUGACAUGGCUGCGCUUUUCACAUUUUGUCACAAGGCCUUCAUCUGAGCCGCGCGUGUAUUUUUAAAAAGAGCCAGUGAGCCGUCUGUCUGCACAGACGUGUUUUCUGUUGGUCAGACACAAACGUUGCUGUCAUUGGUUUCUGUGUUCUGUCCUAUCGUCGUCAGACCCUGUGAGUCUGUAUAUGAUAGAUUUGAUAAAUCUACAGUUUGAUGAAGCUUUUAUACAUAAUACACUUGGCCUGUUAUUCAAUAAUAUUAUGAUAGAUAAAUAUAUAUGUGACAUUUUUCAUCAAAUAUUUAUAUAGAAAUAGAAAUAAUAGAAAGUGAUAAACAAAUAUUAAAAUCCACACAAGAUUCUAUGAUUAAUAAUGUUGCCCAUAAAGUUGGAAUCAUUUUGUUUUUAGACACAAUCCUCUGUUUAUUCCUAUUCAAAUGCAUGUUGAAAUUUGAUAGUUAUACAGUAGGUAAUUAUUAUUAAAUAUAUAUCUUUUUGUUUAUAACCUUGGAAAAUUUGCGGUUCUCAGCAUUUUUGUAAAUUAAAAUAAAGUUGUAUUUUUUAUUGAAGGAGUUUGUGACAUAUUUUCUGUUUUCUGUGUCUUCUAUAAUAAAUUUGUCUGAUGUGUUUCUGCUUUUGCAAUAAAAAUGAAAUUGCUUCCUCCAUCACUGAAAAUCCAUGAACUCUAGAUAUUUUUCAUUUCAAAAGUGCUGGACAGAAGAUGCUGCUCACUCUCCAUCAGCUGCAUCAGACGCUGUUUUCAGUCUGUUGUUUCCUCCUCACUCCAACUUCUCUGCUUUUCUGUUUGGUUGAAGUGGGUUUAACCAGUUUUAACCCGCUUCUCCUCAUUGAAAUGAUAAAAAAAAGUUCACUGUGCAGCCUAUAUUUAGUUAUGAUGUAACAUGGAAUCGUAUAAAAAUUGACAUUCUCUAGAGGUAGCCAUGCAGAAUGAGUAUUUAUAAUCUUUUUUAUAAACUCCUCUCAACGACUCCUAUUGGUCCGCGAACCCCACUUAGAGAACCAUGUGGCCUAGACAGUAGUUGGUAAAGUCUCUGCGCCGUUUUAGAUCCUCGGCUUUCGGCUUCGUGUCGCGCUGAGCUGGAAUGUCUGGAGCGCGUCCUUGUCAUCAGUGUCUGUCUAACAGGACGCGCGGCUUUGCGCGCAGCACCGUCUCUGCCUGAGGGACGGAACUAUCCUGGGGGGCUCCAUCUCUGUCGCGUCUUCUCUGCCGGACACCGAAUGUAAGAGAAAACCCGCCGCUUCAGCAAUGAAGACUGAGCAGAUCUGUGUGGACACUCCGCUGACUCUCCGGGAGGUCAGGGAUCCACUCCAAAAACCGGCGCACAGAGCCGAUGAUGCCCCGGAGAAGCAGGACGAAGGCAAAUACGUGGAUUUGGAGAUAGUGGACGUGAAGACAGGCGGGGCAAGAACGGAGAAAGACUGUGAGAGAAACCAAAUAUCUGUCCUCAUCAACAACAGCAGCAGCGCCGGAGCUCCGUGCGCAACGGAACCGAUUAAAACCGAGGCUGAAACUAAGAACAAAGAGGAUUUUGGACCCAGGAAAUAUUCAGAAGCUGCUAAGGGGGGUCUCUCUGAUCCACCACCGUCAUUAGUUCAUCCUUGCCUUCACACAAAGUCAGAAGAUUGUGUCAGAUCAGGAGACAAGAGCGAGUGCGCCAUAAAGACGCCAGAGGUGUCCAAAGGAGAAGAGAAGGAGAACACAGGAAGAGAUGAAGAGUUAGACUGUGGAGACGAUUAUCUGAGCCGGAGAAGCGAUUGUGAGGAUGAUGAUGAUGAUGAUGAUUAUUAUUAUGAUGAUGAUGAUGAUGUUAGUUUGGUGUUUUCUGAUGACAGCGUCCAGUGCGUGACGGAGGACGAGUCCCAUUACAUUACCACGCACGAGAUCCAGCUCGCUGAGCUCUCUGACCAUGAGGGGGACUACGACCUGAGCGUGGGCUCCUCCACCAGCUGGGACAUUGAGGACGACAACCAGGUGUACUCUUUUGUCGAUUAUGCUUCUUUUGACGGUGAUGGAGAGGUGGGGGAGCGGGAGAGGGGGGCCAACCGCCAGCCUCGCUCCCCGGGCGCAGCAGCAGUCAGCAAUCUGCUGGAAAGUGAUCUGUGCGACGCGGCCAAGUUGAGCAGCUCAGAUGAGAGUGUGUCAAAGCUCCAGCAGCAGCAACAGCAGCAGCAGCAGUGUGGCAGGGGGGGGCAGAUCCACCUGUCAAUCAGAACCACUUCUCGAGCUAUAAAUGACCCCAGCAACAUUCAAGGAGAGGGAAAUAUUCUGUAUCAUGCCAGGCGCUCCGGGGACAUGAGCCGCUAUGUGUUUAGGGGAGUUGAUGGGAAGGCAGAGACGCUGCGUGACAGGGCGAAACGUUUCAUAGCCGCGCCCGGACGCUUACAUUUUGGCGGCAAAUUGAGGGGAAAAGAGGUCACCGAGUAUUCCAGCGGUGCGUCCAGCGCUGUCAGCGAGCUGGAUGACGCUGACAAGGAAGUGCGCAACCUGACAGCCAGAUCCUUCAAGAGCUUGGCUCAUCCCUACCUUGAUGCCAUCAAUUUCAGCACCUCCAGCGAGUCCUCUGCAUCAGAGCACGGGAGAGGGAUAAACAGGUGGUCCACGUUUGUCGACCUGAAAUAUGGCAACAUGAACAGGUCACAGGGGUUGGACCAAAGUGUUGUUUCCAAUCAGAACGCCAAGGCCUCAUUUGAAAUAGCCAAAAACAUAGACAAUAGAGGUUAUAAGGGCAUUGCAUUGGCCAGCAUCGACCCGCCCACCGGCAAGAUCUUCACUUUGAGUGGCAAUAAUCCCCAUGGCGCCUCGUCAUCCACUAAGAAAAUAGAGCUGAUGGGGAAAUUCAGUCAGGGCCACGGCGGAGUGAUCACACUCACAGAGACUCUGAAUUUUCGUUGCAAUGUUAAUUCAGGAAUGUCUGGGGGAGAAAGAGGCACCAACUUUGCACAAAACGCAGCAGGAUCACGUUCCACAGAUGAAGUUACCAACAGUUUGCCAAGCGGCCAGAGGAGAGGGGCCAGCAAGCCGCCCUCUAAAACCAUGGAGGACACACACAAGAAGGCCAUAUUCGCCUCCAGCCUGAUCAAAAAUGUGAUUUCUAAGAAGAUGCAGUUCGAACAGGAGCGCAAGAUGGAGCGAGGGGAGAUCAGUGAGUCGCACCACACGCCUUCUCCCAGCUCUGUGCACCAGGAGAGCGACGGCCAUAGGGGGAAGGGGAGCAGGGAGCUGCACAGACAGAGCUCCAGGUUCUCAGAGAGCAGCUCUGACUACGCCAUAAUGUGCAUGGAUGAAUUAGGGGACUUUGUGGACAGCAGCUCAUGUGAUACUAAGUGCGACUCUCGGAGACGAGACACGGCCGCUCCCGCAACAGAAACUAAUUUAGAGCCGGGAAAUGAGUUUGGAAUCGUUACUAAAAAAGGCGCAUUGGAAGCGUCCAAAAGCACGUUGCUUCGCAGCCAAAAUAGCGCGUUCAGAUGCUGGAAGGACGAGGAGCUCGGAUUUCAAAAGGAUAAUAAAAACGAUAAAACUCCGGAGGAGAAGCCGCCUUCAGCUCACCGCAAAGAGGGUGAGCGGGAUCAUCGCGCAACGGACAGCGGCAAACUGACCAAAAUGUCACAUUUGUUUGUGCCAAGUAUCCAACUGCUGUCCAGUGAAGGAGAGGUCGGACAGCAGCUGCGGAGCGGGAAUUAUUCUCCGUGUGGCGAUGAAGGACGGAUACAAUUGCGCUCUGACAACACUCUGUACGUCGCAGACUCCAGGAGAGUCUCUACAUCCAAAUCUCCGGAAAUUAAAAUCAACUUGCGGAGCGUCAGGGACAAUAAAACGGAGCCUUUCGGCGUCUCCAAGCUGCGCGCGCCUAAUAUAGGCUGUAACACAGCCAGCCUCAUCAGAACAGAUGACUUCAAGUGCCAGGCUCUGGCUUCAGCGCUGAGGGGUGAGUCCUCAGACAAAGUGCCACAUUUCAUGGUCAGAGACAUCAGAGAUAACAAAGGGAAACUGCAGACGCCCAUUCAUCAGGUGAGAGACGUGCGGAAACUGGUGAAAAGCUCCUAUCACUUUGUUUCUCUGGAUAACAACGAACAUAAAUCAGGCUUCCUCUCCGCUAACAGUCACCCAGAGCUGAAGAAGCAGGUGCCCUAUCGCAACACUCACUCUGUGUCCCCUAUAGUGAUAAAGUGUCAGUCUGUCAAUACAAACACUAACGGAAAAGCUCCUGGAAACCUUGAGUUAACUAAACAGGAGCCACUGGACAUAGACAGGUCGUCUCCAGAGGGCGCCAAAAGUGCUGCACCACAAUGGGCAGCAGGGAAAACACCCACAGGUGCGAAUAACUGCUCAGAGGGAGGCAUCGGUCUGAGGGUUGAAAGCAGAAUAGCUUCAAGGAAACAGGAGAAAACAUCAGAUAUCACAGACAAGAAACCUGAGUCGAAGAUGUCCAACCAGGGGGCUCUGGAGAAACUCCAGGCUGCUGUGAAAACCAUGGAGCAGCUGUACGUGUUUGAAAAGAAUGAAUGGAAGAGGAAGAAUGAGCCUCGGCCACUGACGGACAGCCAUGUGCUGUCACUGUUAGCAGAGGAGCACCCAGCUGAGGAGGAGGGGGCCCGAGGCUUCAACAUGGACCAGAUGGUCAGGAGAGACUCCUACCCCAAAACAGACAAGAUGGCUCCAAAAGCAGCAGUGUCCCCCAGCAUGGAGAGCCUGCUGUGGCGGGACGACAAAGACCCAGUGAAGGCCCUGCAGAUGUCCAUCAGCCGCGACGACAGGCUGGUUGCUAAGUCGCUGCAAACCAGCAGCACCGCAGGCAGCAAGAAUAUCUUCAGCCUGAGCUCCAGCCUGAAGGCGUCCAACACCGUCAAGGUGACUCAGCCCAACGCCAUCACACAAACACCUUUCAGCAGCAAGAGCUUUGUCCCCAAGUCCCCGAACCUGCCCGUGUCCUUAAAGAUCAGCCAGCAGAGGGUGGGGGGACAGGAAGGAGCCGAGGCGAAUGAGGUGAACAGGUCCUCUCUGGAGCUUUCCAGCACCUUGGCGGACAGCGAGAACUACCUAACCAUUCCGGUCAAGUCUCACACCAGCAGCAGUAAACAACCCCCGUUCUCUGAGAAAACAUCAGUGUGUACAGCCACCACUCAGCCACACCCACCCACCCCCCCAGUUCACUUGGCAUCUGGUGCCAGGGGCCAGGAGGACCAAAACCAGACCCCCAGACGCUCCAGUAUUGUGAUGGAGACAUGCUCAGCAGAGACCCCGUCUGCUACCAUCUACCACUCCCUGCCGUUGGGCAUGUCCACCAAUCAGCCACAAGUGUACUGCUUCUCCCCGGCGAUCACCCCCGCCCCCACCAUUGACCCCUUCCAGGCCACCCAGAGGAAGAUGCUCCUGGACCCCACCACUGGAAACUACUACCUGGUGGACACACCCAUACAGCCAGCCACCAAGCGCCUGUUUGACCCAGAGACAGGCCAGUAUGUGGAUGUGCCCAUGCCGCAGCCUCCCAUGACCCCUCUGCCCAUGCCCAUGUCCCCCCUGGCCCUCAAUCCAGGAGCGUAUGGACACACCUACAUGAUCUACCCGGGCUUCAUGCCCACGCCCUCGGUGAUCCAGGCCCGGACGCUGGUGCCGUCACAGAUGUCGGUGCAGUCGGAGGCGGAGGGAGCAGAGAAAAGCUCGUCGCAGCAGCCGGAGGGCCUGUACAGAGAAAGCCCCUUCUACAUGGCCACGGGGAAGUCGCCCCAGGUUCAGCAGCAGGCCACCACCAGCAGACCGCUGCAGGGCUUCUCCAGCGCCAAGCAGCCCGUCAUCAGCAUCACCUCCCAGCAGGGGCCCCGGAUCAUUGCCCCGCCCUCAUUUGAUGGGACCACCAUGAGCUUUGUGGUGGAACACAGAUAAACAGCAGCUCACCUGGACAGGUCUCAGGGAGGGCCUUGACUGCUUCACUGAAGGAUUUUGGGACUUCUGCAGGAAGUUUGAAGCACGGUGCUCAGACCACUGUGCUGCUGUGAAACUGUUAUAUAUAAACUUCCUGGACAGACAGUAAAUGUGAAGAUAAAAGAAAGUGGUUUGUCAUGAGAGAAAAGCUGAGGACGUUGGAGGCUGAAGUGGCGAGCGCACAGUCGGGGACUUGAAAUGAAAACUUUUACACUGACUGUUGAUAUUAUUUGAUGAGAAAUUUGAGAUUUUUCACUUUGAUGUGUUGCAAAUGUACAGAAUACUGAAAGGGAUGUUACAUUAGCUCCUGUUUGUAAAUGUGUUUGUGCAUCAAGAAAGUUAAAUAAAAAUGAAACCCUUUUGCAAAGCUG